This is a messenger RNA of Acanthaster planci (crown-of-thorns starfish), 5719 nucleotides long. RefSeq lists its product as uncharacterized. NCBI's taxonomy places the organism in Eukaryota, Metazoa, Echinodermata, Asteroidea, Valvatida, Acanthasteridae. The record is from RefSeq and is a predicted model, not a curated record.
CUCAAAGUUCAAGUAAAAUCUCCAAGACCAACUUGGGAUUCAUGAAAAAUCCAGAAAUGAGAACAAAAUGCUCAAGAUCUCACCCCUGCUGGGCACAAAUGAUAGCAAAAGCAACAUGGUUGGUCGGAUGGUCUUCUUUUGUCAGUGGUAGAACUCUACUAGGGCGGAGUACAAGGAAAUGACACUGUAGGGAAUCAUUCAGCGUUUAGUACACGAAGCUUUAACUGUAGCUUGAUAUUUUUGAUGAGGCCACUCGCUUUUGUUAUGUCAAGAGAUCAAAGCUACACCAAAAAUAUGAAAUUGUGAACGUGUCACUGGCUACCUCAAACCGCUGUCUUGGGGUACAUGUAUAUGGACAUACCUUCUACCAUUGAACUAGCUCAACUUCAGAUGAUACAAAGCCACCUGCAGCCUCAGAUUUUCAUCUGUGGUGCGCCCUCAUCUCCCACAAUAUAUCGGAACAGCCACUGUGUUCUUCCUCUUUUUCGAAGCGCACGAGUGCCAAGGCCGAGUGGGGAGAAAGGGAAGGAGUGUGGUAAUCUGGGUAGGUGGGGGAGAAUCUACUGCCUUCAGCCUACCUAUUGCCAAUACAUUUGCAGAGUAGCACUGCACAUGAAGAGAACAAACCCUGGCGAGUAUCCACUCAGACUAAAAAUCUGCAAGGUACAUGUAUAUUUCAAAUGAACAGAGGACCAACUACAGCAUCCACCAGUUACCAAAAGUAGGCCUACACGUCCAACUUGUAUUUAGCAGCACUGUCUCAUGAGUGAAUCCACUUCCAACUUUCAGAGGAGAAACUAUGGCUGCGCAAGAGUCUGGGUCUCUUAAUGUCCUUUCAUGGAAUGUACGUGGCCUUGGAUCACGAUUAUCUGAAGUUAAAAAACUUGUAACAGACCAAAAGAUUGACAUUAUGUGCCUUGUAGAGACAAGGGCAAAAUCCGACGACAAGUUUAGUGAAACAGACUUUCCAGAUUUUGAAGUGAUCGGGAAAUCAGUGAACAAGUUGAAAGAAUCAAGUCAAAGAGUAUUUCCAGGUGGUCUUUUGUUUGCCUACAGAAAAGCACUGCCUUACACGUUUUCGAAACUUCCCAAUAAAUCUUAUUUUAUCCUUUGGGUAAAAGCAAAACCUGAAAACCCUGAGGAAAAUGUUUCCAUGAUAUUUGCAGUGAUCUAUAACCCCCUAACUGACAAAACUACGAAAGAAAAGAUCCUCCGGAUCAUGGAAAGGGAAUACAAAAUUCUGGAUGAAGACCACACAGAAGCGAAGUUUUAUAUCAUGGGUGACUUCAAUGCAUGUACAUUUGAGCUUUUUGAAACUCACCAACCUCGAGUUAGAGAAUUUGAAGAAGAGAAAAACGAUUCCAAUGCAAAUUACGAAGAAAAUGGAAUAACCUUAGUUGGCUUCUGUGAUAACACAGGCUUUUGCAUAGCCAAUGGCAGAUUUGGGAAUCAAUCUGCAAGUCACACAACUUCAGCCCAUGUUUUAGAUUACUUGCUCUGCAGGCAUAAGGACUGGAGUUUUCUAACAGAUUUCAAAGUUGAUGGUUUUCAUAGAUCAGAUCACAGAGCUCUUAUUUUUACUUUAAAGGUGCUGAAUCUAAACAGUACAACUGUACAUGAACCUGAACCUGAGAGGUUAGAGUUACAACCAACCAUGCAAUUCAGGCUAACGCUGAAUUUGCAAGAAUCAGAACAUGACUUGGCCAUAAUUUGGUCUACGGGACAACCUGAUGAGCCAAAUUCAGAUGAGCUUAUCAAGUAUGAAAACACAUGCACAACUCCAAACCUACAUGUAUGUGUUAAACAAACAAUAUUAUUCACCUCACACUGCAAAGUUCAAGCAGUACCACAGGAACAAGAACCUGAAAUACCUACCAUGAUGCAUACGUUCUCAGUAGCACUAUGUUCACAGCCCUUGUUAGUCGAGAACAUACUAUGCUUCUAUCUAGAUUACCAUUCAAAUCUACAUCGAGGGCUACGCACGGUACAAGGAACUGUGAAGAACAUGUACAGUUAUUGUUUCAGAAACUAUCCAGGAGCAACAUUCACAUUCUUGGGCACUUUCUUCACUAAGACUGUUAUCGAUAUCCAGUGCAAGGAUCUUAAAAAGACGGUUCAUCAAGUAAUGUAUGGGUUGUUUUUUAAACUGAACAUGGCACGUGGGGCACAAGGAACUCAUGAACUGGAGGAAACUAAAGUAACCAUCAAGAAAAUACAGCAUGGAGGACAGAUUCACCAUGUUGUACUGUGGAAAUUUGUACUUAGACAACUCUUUAAAUCAGUCAUAACUCCAGCUUUUCAUCUGGAUGACAGGUUACGACACUAUGAGGGGCAUGAACUCACACUUUACACAGAACAAUUGAAAACCUUAAUCACUGCAAGAGGGCUACAGAAAAAUGCCAAACUUCUGUUCUGGAAAAUGUACAAGAAUGCAAUGGCCAGAGCGCAAUUAGAAAGACCUUGAAUGGACCUGAAAUGUUCCUGAAGCAGAGGCUUUCAAGUUUUGUAGUCUGGAAAAGGCCAUACUUUUACAAGUUAACAUAACUGUUAAAUGUUCCAAAAUGAGACUCAAGUAUGACAAGCAAUUGCAUCUGUUUUGUAGACAGCACAAGGUUUUUCUGCAUUUUAGAAGCAUAUAAGUCUUCUUGUUGGAUUUGUUGUAAACAAAACAGGUUAAAUGGCAACAAUAGUCAGUCACAGAUUUAAAAAUCUGUGCAUCAUCAUCAUGUGUGCUUUUUUGUUUCACAGCCAUCAACUCAAAACGUUUCAUGAGAGGUUGCUUGACUAUUUCACGACACCAUCAGUCCAAAUUUUGAUGAACAAAGCAAAGAUUAACGCUGUUGAAAGCAAGUUCCUAUCUUUUACAAAUUUUAAAUAAAUAUGGCACUUUUGGUUUGGCAAUUUCAAAGACACUAGAAAAAAUUGCACAGGAAAAAACCACCCAACCGAACUCAUGAAUUAAAGGAACCUGAAUUAAUCAUCAAGAAAAUACAACACAGAGAAAGGCUUCGACAAAUUGUGCUGUGGAAGUUUGCACUCGGGCAAAUCUUUCAAUUACCAGAAACUCCUGCUUUUGGUCUUGAUGUGAGGCUACAACAUUACGAGAAAGGAAAAGAACUCCUACCCAACCCAGCUUUAUUGCAAGCUAAAGGCUGAAACAGCUCUAUCAGCACAAUGCCACACUCAUAUAUAAAAAGUUGCCUAGAGGCAUAAUUGGGGUAUUACUGAAUAAACUUGAAAUUAAGCAAGAAGCUUUAAACUUUGAGUCCUCAAAAAGCUAAUUAUACUUUUACGAACUUAAUUCUUUAAAACAAAGUCAAGUAUUAACCACAGAACACCAAGGUUUUACCACCUUCUAAAAGUUUUUAAAGUCUUCUACCUGGGAUCUACCAAAGAGAAGACUUUCAAACUUUUAAUUACAUCCAUAAGGGAAUUCUGAUCUUCUUUGUACUUUGGAAUUUGAAAGAAACAACCUUUUCCAACCUCAAACAGUGAAAACUCCAUGGGAAAUGACCUAAAAAAAUCCCCAAACAUCUGAGGUUGCUUGUAACAUAGAAUACUUCUUCAGGUAACCAUACCAUAAGGUAACAGUACACAUUUACACAUGUAACACAUAUUAUUCCGGUCAAGAAUGGAUUUGACAAAACUUAAAAGGCCUGUUGUCAACAUCCAAUUAGAAAUUAACUGAAAUGAAUUCUUUGUGUUGUCUUGCUGAAUGUAUGUUGAAGAGUUUUCUUGUUAAAGAAAUGGAAGUUGAAAUAUAUCACUACAAAUUUCAGACAUUGAUACUGAUGUCAAAGAUUUAUUCUUUUGGAAGUUCUUUUGUUUGAACCCUGUAAAAAUCUACCAAAGUUGCAUCACCUAAUUUACAAAUCACAACAAUCUGUUUAGAAACUAAAAUCAGAGUUUGAUGAAUAAGCAUAAAGGGUAGGUGCAAUAUACAUGUACAUAAACCUUUUGAAGAUUUAUAUACGAACCUUCAAAAUGCACCUUUCUUCUCAUUUACCUUACUUUCAGCCAUGGGCAGAAAUCAAUCCUGGGGGGCAUCAAUUUAAACCUUUUUGUGCACAUCAAGUUUAUUAUCUUAUUCCAUUUAUAAAAACUCUAAAGGGAAAAUCCUCGAUCCAUCAAUCCCGUCAGUAGUUUGUUUUGCUUAUGACAUGGAGGGGACAUUCAACAUAGUGUCCCACUGUACCAAAUUCAUGGGGGAGAUGUGUCCCCCCUUCCCCCGGAUUUCCGCCCAUGUUUUUUAGCUUUUAUUUCACUAUUUCAAAGGGUAUUUAAUUUUUCAGUUUUUAUUGGUGACCAGAACUGAGAUGUCAUCCAAGGAAGAAUGCCUCAAUGUUACAUUAGUUUGUACACAAAAGAAGUGCUGCAUUUUAGCAGAAUUAGCUGGCCUAAUUUUUCUCUUUGGUGACUCGUUUAAGUUCACAGCAAGCAUAAGCAAGCCUCAAUCCCUCUCUCAGAAAUUUUUCCAGCAAGAAAAUUCUGGGUUUGCAAUUUGAACAGAUAAGCUAUCCACUGAACUAUAUCUUCCUUGGACGACAUCGCAGCAACAGUGCCCUCAGUUACCCAGGAAAGCAAGCAAAAGUUCAAAAAGUGCACUUUUCAAUGCAUUUAACCAAUUAGAGCAUUAAAGAGUUUUCAUACAAUGGAAAAGCAAACAACAUUUUUGUAAAAUUGUGUCUGAGAAAACUCUGUUGCAGCUAAACUUUUAGUUUCACAUGUGUCUAUAUUUGUAUGCAUGUACAUGUAUGUUUAUGCUUGUUAAUUAUGCUUACUAUUAAAGUUCUUAAACAAGUACAGAAUCGGACACCAAAGGUAUUUAAAAAUGACACAGAAGUCUGCUCACAUUGUUGUUUUAGUAUCUUUACUACAAUGAAAGUAAUACACAUGUGAAUGCAAGCUUUUUAUUCAUGCUAGAAACUAAAAUUGCAAAACAAAGGUACUUAAGAACCUGCAAGUACUGUACAGAUAUGUAAAGAAAAGGUAGACAUUUCUUUUCAAUCUGAUUCAUGAGUGAUGUGUAUGUGUACGGUUGAAAUCAUGUUUACAAUCAAAGUUCGACAAAUACAAAACAGAAUCACACUAUGACUGAUGUCUCCUUCAGAUGUUUGAAUGUUUCAACAGUGACGAGUGAUGAUAUAAACUGUAAGCUUAAUGUGCGCUACAUUUUCAGGUAUUUAGCGGGAAAACAGUGAAAAUUUCCCUCUGGCGUAAGAUCAUAGAAGUUUUUUGAAGCCAGCUAUGAUUUGUACAUAUUGCAGACUACAGUGUGGAGUGACAAUCAUAACUGAAAAUGUUUUCGUUUUUUGUGUAGUGUGGGAGAUACUCACAAUGCAUAAACUGUGAAAUUUCAGGCUUGUUUGAUGGAAAGAUUAAGAGUUUAGUCAAUAAUUCAGACUUUCCCCAUAGACCACAAAACUAUUUUUCCCCUUUGAGUUUCAAGUGUGAAAUAUAGAAUAGCCACAAUUGACCAAUCAGAGAAAAGAAUCAAGCCUCAGUGAUGUCAAUAACUGAAAUCUUCUAAAGUUUUAGAUAUAUCAGAGUAUAUGUAUUUUCAAAUCAUUUUUUGUCAACGGUAUUGAAAUAAAGUAUAUGUUAAUGUUUUAAUGACUCGAAUGACAAUAAUGCUAUAAGUUUAAUCUGUAACACGAUAUCAUUACCAUAACUACCAGAUUUUGUGGAAAUCUCCAAGUGUUGAAAAUUACACAAAAAA